Messenger RNA from Penicillium oxalicum, 1707 nucleotides. Its product is annotated as oligosaccharide translocation protein RFT1. Bases 1 to 1707 code for a protein of 568 amino acids. NCBI's taxonomy places the organism in Eukaryota, Fungi, Ascomycota, Eurotiomycetes, Eurotiales, Aspergillaceae. Gene Ontology annotation, cellular component: endoplasmic reticulum membrane. The transcript has 3 exons. Gene Ontology annotation, biological process: dolichol-linked oligosaccharide biosynthetic process; glycolipid translocation. The record is from RefSeq and is a predicted model, not a curated record.
AUGUCUCAACCAUCCCAAGCCCAUCAAACGGGCAACAUGCUGGCGUCGUCAGCCACGGGGACAACCUUUUUAAUUUUGAUUCAAUUGUCGUCGAGGGUGUUCACUUUUGCCUCGAAUCAGUUGGUUCUGCGCGCCAUGUCACCGAUCAUUCUUGGAAUUGCAGCUCAAUUGGAGCUGUUCCAGGUGACCAUCUUGUAUUUCUCCCGAGAAAGCAUCCGGAUGGCAAUCCAACGACAGCCCCUUCAGCCAGUGUCAACGUUUAGUUCAGCAUCGAGUUCGGAAGCCGAUAAGAAGGAAGACCCCGAGACCGCGAAGAAUUACUUGGAGAUCGCAUCGCAAUCAGUGGUCAAUCUGUCUUAUUUGAGUCUGUGUCUCGGACUUCCGUUGACGAUCCUGGUCACCUCACUCUACCAGUACUUUGCGCCUGUCCAGGCUGCGAUGACUCCGUUUUUCUAUUCUAGUGUGGUUCUCACUGGUCUGGCUUCGCUGUUAGAGCUGUCCAUUGAGCCAUUCUUCGCGGUUAUUCAGCAGCGAAUGUGGUAUGAAAAGAGAGCCGCAGUGGAAAUGCCAGCGGCGUUUCUGCGCAGUCUGGUGACAUGUUUGAGUUUUGGUUUUGCCUCUCGCCGAAAUCAAGCUGUAGGUGCUUUGCCAUUUGCUUUGGGUCAUUUGAGCUAUUCGCUUGCCCUGGUCUGCGGUUACUGCUGGACUAUGCUGGGAGGUGCUGGGGACAGGAACUUCACAUAUUUGCUGGCCAGAAUCAAAUCCAGUAGUUCGUCUGACUAUUUCGCUGGACGUUUCCCCCGACCUCUCAUGUCCAUCGCUGCAAGUGUCUUCCUUCAAUCCGUCGUCAAGCAUCUCCUCACGCAAGGCGAUGCCAUGAUGCUUGCUGCGCUGUCGACCUUGGAAGAUCAGGGAAUCUAUUCUCUGGCGGCAAAUUACGGAGGUCUCAUUGCCAGAAUCAUCUUCCAACCUCUAGAAGAAAGCAGCCGCAACCUCUUCUCUAGCCUUCUUAGCCCCGAUGGGAAAGGCAAACGGAACCCGGCCCAGGUUCACGCCGCAAAGAAGCACCUGAUCGGCCUGCUUCGCGCCUAUCAAUUACUUUCCAUCGUCAUUUUCCCGCUGGGUCCCCUGAUGAUCCCGUAUGUACUCCGCAUAUUGGGCGGGUCUCAGUGGGCGUCGACAAAAGUGGGCGAUCUGCUUUCGCUCUACUGCUAUUAUAUUCCCUUUCUGGCUUUCAAUGGCAUUACGGAGGCGUUUGUGUCGUCUGCGGCGGAUUCGAGCCAGAUUCGUAACCAGACCGUUUGGAUGGGAGCAUUCUCCACCUGCUAUGCUUUGGCGGCGUACCUGUUUCUGGAGGUGGGUUCCAUGGGGGCCUACGGGCUGGUUCUGGCGAAUAUUGUCAAUAUGGCGGUUCGCACUGUGUGGAGCUACAACUUCAUCCGGAGGUACUUUGCCCGACAAGGAGAUGGAAUCAGUGCAACGGAACUCUCUAUGCGGCCUUUGACCUGUGCCGUGGGAGUUGUGGCCACUGCGUUCGUGGUCCGGCAAGGGUUCGAGGAUUCAGAUGGGGGUAUCAUCCAGGCAAUUCUAUUCAGUGGUGUCUAUGGACUUUUGGUGCUCUUUUUGGAGAGGAAAUACGUAAUGGAACAGGUCGCUGAACUGCGACAGGUUCUCUCCUCACGCUCAAAACGGAGCAAAUCAGAUUAG